UCUGCCUAAAAGUAUGUAAGUAGACAGUUUUUAAGCUUCCAACGGAUGGCACAUUUAUAGUAAAAGCGUUAACUAAAGUUUUAUAAAUUCAAAGUGACUUUCUCUCUGCUGAAAAAAGUAAAAUAUUCAUAUGGACUAACAUAGUUAAUGAUCUAAACAAAGUUAGAAUACUUGGAAGGAGUUAAAGGCAAAACAGAAGGGUUUGGCAAAGUGCACAAGGCCAAGAGAUGAAAUGAACGUCUCCUCGUACCCGUUCAGUUUGUGCCUGGUGAAAGUAACUCAACCAACGACAUCGGUGAAAUGGCUUCUGGAGAUGCUAUCAACUCCUUUGACCAGGAUCUAUCAACCACGUCCAAUACUAAAACGGCAGACAAUUCAAAUUUUAUUAAAGGUGAUCAAAAUAUUCAAUCUUCAAGUUCAGAUAUUAAUCAGCACCGCCAAUCUCGUUAUGGAAACAAAGGAGAUAAGGAGCGCAAGAUUGGUCAUCGGCGCGUUGGAGAAGGCGGGGAGAUCACCUAUAAAAAAAUUCAAACUAGCCAGAUAAUGGGCUCCAUCCAGUUGGGCAUUCAACACACGGUCGGAAGCCUGGCAUCUAAACCGAAACGAGAUCUUCUAAUGAUGGACUUUUUCGAAAUUGAAAGUAUUACUUUUCCCCCAGAAGGAUCAAGCCUUACGCCAGCCCACCACUACAGUGAAUUCAGAUAUAAAAUUUAUGCGCCUAUUGCAUUUCGGUAUUUUAGGGAUUUGUUUGGUAUACAACCGGAUGAUUUUAUGAUGUCCAUGUGCUCAGCACCGUUGAGAGAGUUAUCCAACCCUGGUGCUUCUGGUUCUAUCUUUUAUUUGACGGCUGAUGAUGAAUUCAUAAUUAAAACUGUUCAACACAAAGAAGGAGAGUUUUUGCAAAAGCUUUUGCCUGGAUACUACAUGAAUUUGAAUCAAAAUCCGCGUACAUUGUUGCCAAAAUUUUUUGGUCUUUACUGCCUACAGACAAGUACUAGUAAAAACAUUCGAUUGGUUGUUAUGAACAAUCUCUUGCCCUCAUCAGUUAAAAUGCAUUUGAAAUAUGAUUUAAAGGGAUCGACAUUCAAGAGAAAAGCUUCAAAAGGGGAACGUUCAAAAAAAUCGCCGACUUAUAAAGAUCUUGAUUUUAUGGAGCAUCAUCCAAAUGGUUUGUUUUUAGAAGCAGAAACAUACAGCGCACUCAUCAAAACAAUUCAACGCGACUGUACAGUGCUGGAAUCAUUCAAAAUUAUGGAUUAUUCACUUUUAGUUGGAGUUCAUAAUUUGGAUCAGGCGAGCAAAGAAAAGAAAAGUGAAAGUAAAAAAUCAAAAGCUCCCAUAGCUGAGGAUUCCGAUUUUGAAGACAAUCCAGAUGGGGAUGGCGAAGCCGCCGGGGGAUCAGAAGGUCGCGACAGGGAAUCAUCAGUGAGCAUGAAUCGCAAUAAAUCAGCAAAUCGGCAACGUUUAGUAGCGCAUUCUACAGCAAUGGAAAGCAUUCAAGCCGAGAGCGAGCCUAUAGACGAUGAAGACGAUGUUCCACCUGGUGGAAUUCCUGCCAGAAGUGAAAAAGGCGAACGUCUCCUUCUCUACAUCGGUAUAAUUGAUAUAUUGCAGUCUUACAGAUUGAAGAAGAAACUUGAGCAUACUUUCAAGAGUAUUAUACACGAUGGGGACACUGUAUCAGUGUGCCGGCCAUCAUUUUAUGCUCAAAGAUUCCAAACCUUUAUGGCCAAAACGGUAUUUCGAAAAAUACCUUCGUUGGAUUUACCGGAAAUUAAAGGAAAUCAUAGAAAGUUUCGUACUUUGGUAACCAGUUACAUCGCACUCAAGCACUCUCCUUCAAAAAGGAAAAGUUUAUCGAAAGCAAUACAGCGUUCUAUUGAAAAUGAGAGUGAAAAUCGCUCGGAAUGCGCCGUCGAACAUCGCCCAGCGUAUCCAUCGAACACUUCCGGCACUAAGGCGCACACACAAUCCAGUAAGCCGUCAGGUGGACUGAAGUCUUCUGGUACUGAUGUACCCACAUCGACUACAUCGCUCGCUUCCACAACUCCCGUUGUUCCAAUGCUUGGUCCUCGAUUAUCCAUUCAACAUGCGGGCAGUGGUGCAUCAAAGUCUAAGGUCCCUCCACCUGUGCCACCAAGAGGUUCACCUCGGCGGAAGAAGAGCGAUGGUCAUAACGAAGUCGCACGCGGUGUUUCCAAUACAGGCUCAACACCUUCUUGCAGUUCAACGCCUCCACCCGCGUUUGAUGAUAUUUCUGAAGACAGUUCGAAUAGAAAUAGUUCGUCCUUCGGUAGAAAAUCGCAAUACUCUCACGAGCGUAAAAUGAAUGUCGGUCCAGCAUAUCGGGGCUCUCAAAAGGACGAUAUUGUCAGCAUUUCUGAAAUACACUUAGACACAUAUUUGGCUGUAGAUACUUCAUCCAGUAGUCAAUAUGGAUCUCGUGGAGGAUUGGCGUGGACACCACCAGCUUCUGGAGAGGGAUCAACACCGACUUGGACAGAAGGAACCCCAAGCUUUACAGAUUCCAGCUCCAGUGGUGAUAUUGAGAACUUCUCCCCAAUUAACACAUCAAAAACUGACCGACAUAAAGCAACUGUGGAAGACACACUAAACUCCCUUUCAUCGGAAAUGAUUCGAUAUUAACUAAAUAAGUAAUUCUGGACUGAAGGAACUUUUACAUUUGUGACAAAUAACCACAAGGAGAUACAAUACUCGAGCGUGGGAUUGUGUACCAGCAGAAGUACUUAUGUUGAUUUGUACUUAGAGAGCUAACCAAUUCUUUAAAGAACAUACGUUAUUACAUACAUAUGUUAUUAUUAAGGUUUACUAACCUUACACUUCAAGGAUGCCAGUGAUUACAAAAUAAGUUCAUAGCAGUACUACAUACAAACUUACACAGAUAUAUAAAUAUAUGCUAAAAUCCUAAAUACAAAUAUAUAAUACAAAUUGUGAACUGACGCGGAUAGGGUUAAAAUGUUUAAAACGCAUAUACACACAAAUAAUAAAAACACUAAAACUUAUUACCCGUUCAUAAAUCCAUAUGUGCUACAUCUUGUGUAACUCCCCUAAUCUUUCACACUAUUAUUUUUUAUCAAUUUGUCUACUCUGCCCUUUCCUCUAAUGUAUAGAUAAAUGGAAAUGCAAUAACAUUAAACUGAUUUUGUAUUAGAGCAAUUCGCUUGUGUGUACAUGCAUACAUACAUAUCCCAAUAAAUCUCCACAAUUGAGACUCCAUUUCAUUGAAAGAGUUAGUAUGUAAACUAACAUAUAAACACCAUACAACAUAUCCGUAAGGACGGCAUGAACGAUCCAAAUACACAAGAGUUUCGGUUAUAUUUGGUAAUAUGGCCUUAAGGAAUUCACAGAAACUUUAACAGAAAUUUCUGCUAGAGUUAUUGGAUAGUUAACUAGUAACUUAACCGAUAUUUGGGUUGCUGUGAUGGAUAGGUAUGUGUACAUUCACAAAUGUAAUACUCUUAUACAAAAUUGUUUAAACAAAAAUGUAUGUACAUAAAUACAUCAAAAUCUUCACAUAUAGUUCAUAUGUACUAUAUGUAAUUGUAUAUAUAUAUCAUACAAUAUAGUCAUAAUAUCUAAGAAAACAAUAUGCUAAAUACCUACAAAACUAAAUUCAGUUAAAAGCUUAAAAUUCUAUAUAUACUUGAUCAUACAUAUGUAUAUCCUGUUUAAACAUUAUAUAUAUAUUUAACUAUUUUGGAUUCUCUAAAGGUAACAAAAUAUACAUAUGAAUAAAGCAUACAUUAUACGAGCAAUACAUACAAAUGGAAAGGUUAAUUAAAACAUUAUGAUCAAUAACUUAAAGUUCAUUAUGCAAGCGUUGUACAAGUAUUGUAUUUCUUUUAAUUGACUAAUCAAUGUGUAUACAAAAAUUGUCGAAUUCAUUAUUGCGUUAAAAUAUCCUACUUAAUACUUAAUAAAUUAGCUAUUGUUACAAAUAUAUAAGUAUUUACAAAGAUGUAUGUACAUAUAUGCCUAAAUUAUAAAUAUUUAUUAUUAAGAGUUUGAAAAUGUUUAAUUAUCUUAUUAAAGUAAAUUGAAUCCAAACUAAAGUUCGGCAAUUAGAAUUACUCUAAGUGGAUUCGUUCAAAACCAUAACCGUAUUGGUUAACAGAGCGCAUUAGUCCAGCUCUAGCAUAUUGAUAAUUUAACAUGUAACCCCAUGAAAGUGACAACUCCAGGACUUCAGUUAUAUUUAAUAUAACAUAUGAAUACUUAGGGUUGUCAUCAAUUCACUUUAAAAGUAAGCGAAGAAAAAUUUUCUGAAAAAAGCGCCGUUUUUAUUUUAUAUUAUAAUGUCGUAUUGCCGUGAUUGAUUUAGAGGAGUUUGGAAAAAAUGUAAGUGAAAUUUAUGAGCUUCUCAAAAAACAUAAUAAUGUAAUUCGAGAGGUUUGUUCUAUUGACGGGUUUUCACAAGCGUCUGCAGUUGAUAAAAGACAGGGAAGUGGUCGUCCUCGCGUGGUGCGAACCUAUUAAACCAUAAAACUGUUCGCGAAGGCAUUCACAAAAAUCCUCUAAAAAAAAAAGAAAAUGAUGUGAAGGGAAAUGGGUAUAAUGAGCCUCCCAGCCAACCAAUCAUCUUUUGACAUCGCGCAUACUAGUAAGUAAAUUAGGCUCAACAGACGGAUUUUUGAGUGGCACGGGUUCAACGGUCCUGAUAGCUUCUUUUUUACAGAUAAAAAAUUGGUCACUGUUGAAGAAGUUUUUAAUAAGCAAAACAACAAAAUCUACGCAAAGACUUCCAAAAACUAAAAAAAUUUAAAAGGGUUAAAUAUUAUGCUCUAUCACAAAAGGUAAAAAUCACACACAUGGCUUAAACGCAAUAUUCCUGAUUUCAUAGCUGCAGAUGAUUGACCGUCUGGAAGCCAAUCGGAAUAAAGAAUUGGAUAACAUGGGCUUUCGAAUACUCCACAUAAAUUUGAAGAAUCUCAAAAAAACUUUGGUGCGAAGCAAUAGAAAUUGUACGUGCUGCUAUUGAUCAAUGGUCGAAUCGUUUGAGUGCUUAUGUGAAAGCAAAAGAUGACCAUUUGGAAUAAUAUUUUGAACGUCAUUCAUUAAUAUAUGAAUUAUGCAAUAAAAUUAAUUUUUUUUAAACAUGUAUUAAUAUUUUAUUUUUUUAUAACUUGUUACAUAAUUUAUGGCAAGAGUAAGUGCUGUCUUAAAUUGUUGCCUAAUCGCGAUUUGAAUCAAUUAUUAAAAUGUUGCCAUAAUGUGUCGUCGUGGAUUUCGAAAAGUGGGGAAUUGAGGAUCUUGAAGUCAAAAAGCCGGGAAAUUCCGACAGGUAAUGGUUUACUUUUGAACAAAUGCUAUAAAUUUUAUCAUUCGUAAAACCAAACCAAAAAGUAAACUAAAAAGUAGCGGUUAGAAAAGAAAAUUUAAGUUUUUUUGCCUUUGUCUAAUUCGUGCUCUAUCAUUUGGUUAUCUGUUGAAAAUAAAGCUUUUUUUUUAUUGAAAUAUCAACAUAGUUUAGCGUACUUUUAAUUAUUAUUUUUUUCUUGUUACUCCAAUUUUAAAAUUAAUAAAUGUUUUCCCCGACAUAUUUAUUAUACCCUUUUCAGGGAAUAAAAAGUAUCUGCUGCUGCAGAUUAGUUGGAUCCUAACUGAUCCAAAUUAAAUGUACCGUAAAUUUUUAAUAUUACACAUACAUAUAUAAAACUGCCUAAAUUUAAGUUAAUGAAUUUAAA
Molecule: messenger RNA, 5705 nt
Organism: Bactrocera dorsalis (oriental fruit fly)
Lineage: Eukaryota; Metazoa; Arthropoda; Insecta; Diptera; Tephritidae
Gene: PIP5K59B
Product: phosphatidylinositol 4-phosphate 5-kinase type-1 alpha
Exons: 16
Coding region: 301-2646 (781 amino acids)
Biological process (GO): phosphatidylinositol metabolic process
Molecular function (GO): phosphatidylinositol kinase activity
Source: RefSeq, a predicted model, not a curated record